AUGCUACAGAACAUCACAAGCAGAGUUCUGGUAAACAACACCUUCACAGACACAUUUCCCAUCAGAUCCGGCCGACGCCAAGGCUGCCCCUUAGCCCCUCUGCUGUACGUCAUCUACCUAGAGCCUUUCCUUCAGAAAAUCAGGUCAACACCAGGAAUCCCUGGCUAUCAGAUGCCAGGGGCCCUGGGGGAGAGGCUUAAAGUGGUGGCGUACAUAGACGACUACAGUACAGCCACUGGCACUCUCGUCAACAGGUGUAAGAGUGAACUGUACCUGUCACAGGACUGGCAUGAGACUAUCACCACCUCUUUCCCUGUCAAAACAGAGACCAUCAAGCUGCUUGGGGUCACAAUCCAGAGGGAUCCGCCACGUCCAACAGAAGAUCUGCGAAUGGAGCGCACGGUUCCUCACAAUGACAGGUAA
Molecule: messenger RNA, 423 nt
Organism: Coregonus sp. 'balchen'
Lineage: Eukaryota; Metazoa; Chordata; Actinopteri; Salmoniformes; Salmonidae
Source: the annotation of a GenBank genome assembly